AUGGUCGUCACCAUUGGUAUCGGUCUGCUGUCCAAUAGAGAAACUUCCGAAGCCACCACGUUGCGGCUUUGGGAAACUGAUUUACUAUUAGGUGGUCAACGAGCUUUCUUAAGUGAGUUUCCUUGGACCGCCAUAGUUGAAUAUCGGCAAAAUACAAGCAACGAGACAGGAUACCACUGCGGAGGCACGUUGAUUAAUUCGAGAUACGUACUAACCGCGGCACACUGUGUCCAGCCAAGAUCCGGUCACGAUUGGGAAGCAGUCGGUGUUCGUCUGGGUGAGCACGACCUCAAUACAGCUCUGGAUUGUGAGUUCGAACAGUGCGAGGAACCUCCCGUAACCGUGGGCAUCGAAAAAAUCAUCGUUCACGACGGAUACAGCCCACAAAGUAAGGCCCAGCACGAUGACAUUGCGUUGAUUCGGCUCGACAGGGAUGUCGAGUACAGCGUAAAUGUUUCUCCUGUCUGUUUGCCCGUUGAAGAAUCUGAUCAAACUCGAAACAUUACCGGAGCAUGGGGCGUCAAAUCCGUCGGUUGGGGAAUCUCGGAAUCCGGUACCGUAAUGCACGAGAAAUUCAAAACCCAGUUGAGCAUCGUGGAUAGGAAAAGCUGCAUGGAAACGAUUGGAACGGAACUUCGGGAUACGCAGCUCUGUACGGAAGUCCGUAGGGAUCGUGAUGUGUGCGCGGCAGAUUCCGGCGGACUGCUGAUCCUCAGGAGUCGUUCAAUGGCCAUGUGCAACAUUCUGUACGGCAUUUCUAGCUUCGGGAAGGGUAGCCUUUGCGGAACGAAGGGAGAUCCGGCAGUGUUUACCGAUGUUACUAAGUACAUCGAGUGGAUCGAGAGAAAUAUUGAGAUUUAGGCUGUAGGGAACGGUAUGGAAAGUACACCUAACCAGUCGAGGUUACUACGAGUUACUCACCAGCUCUUGAGAUCUAAAACCAUUUUUCAACUCAAAGUAUGAGUGCCACAUAUUGCGGAUUUUUAGAA
Aedes albopictus (Asian tiger mosquito) is the source of this 989-nucleotide messenger RNA. RefSeq names its product CLIP domain-containing serine protease B4-like. NCBI's taxonomy places the organism in Eukaryota, Metazoa, Arthropoda, Insecta, Diptera, Culicidae. The transcript has 3 exons. The record is from RefSeq and is a predicted model, not a curated record. Gene Ontology annotation, biological process: proteolysis. Gene Ontology annotation, molecular function: serine-type endopeptidase activity. The coding region runs from base 1 to 861 and encodes 286 amino acids.